AGAAAACAAUUUAGUUCUCUGUGAAGAAUGUAAUAACUCGUAGUAAACACAUUUUUAAUAAAAAAAAUAUUAUUGUGGUGAGCAUUUUGAGAAAUAUUAGUGAACGUGCCUAUAAUUAGCACAUUUUUUUAAAACCAAAACUACAAACGAAGUUACACACGUUUCAACUGAUUACUUCACUGAAAACUUCUUGGACACAAAAUUUAAAACAACCACAUAUUUGGAACAAAGCAUCUUAAUUUUGUCACAGAACUGUUUUACCUUUAUAUUUUACUCUAUGCACUCCUGUCAAUGAAAAUUCCUGUAAACUGCCUAUCCAAGUACUAAAAACACUAGUCCAGCUUUCCCCUCAAUACUGGACUGGUUUCUGGUAAUUCCAUAUUGUCUUACCUCAUAUCCGAUACAUUGGUAAAAAAAAUCAAAACAUACAAUGUCGGAUAUUUUUACAAAUUUCGAUAGCAACGGCGCUUACGACGACUCGCAGGACUUCAUUAUGGCAUCUCCCUCUCAAAGUAGUCCUUUGACAAACUCUAAUUCUGUUGGAAGUACUUCUAUUAAUAAUGCGGCAAGUGGUGGCAGCGGUAGCACACAAAAUGCGAAUUCUGGAAAUUCAGUUACUAAUGGAACAGCUGGUGGCAGUGGGGGUGGUGGAGGAAAGACAAGUGGAGGAACGGAAAAUCAACCCAUUUUAACGAAACCGCGAUUACUUGAACUAGUGCGUGAAGUUGAUGUCACCGCACAACUUGAUGAAGAUGUUGAAGAACUCUUGCUACAAAUUGCAGAUGAUUUUGUGGAGGACGCAGUAAAGGCAACUUGUGCGUUUGCGAAACACAGAAAGGUUUCAAAAGUGGAAGUGCGUGAUGUUCAACUACAUUUAGAACGAAAAUGGAACAUGUGGAUACCUGGAUUCGGUACAGAUGAGUUGCGGCCCUAUAAACGUGCAGCUAUUACAGAGGCACAUAAACAACGAUUAGCACUUAUACGUAAAACAAUUAAAAAGUAUUAAAAUGAGUGUUGAACUUUUCAAUCUUUAUUUAAAUACAUAAAAUAGUUUUU
Messenger RNA from Bactrocera tryoni, 1056 nucleotides. RefSeq names its product transcription initiation factor TFIID subunit 12 (gene Taf12). Gene Ontology annotation, molecular function: protein heterodimerization activity; TBP-class protein binding; DNA binding. Gene Ontology annotation, cellular component: transcription factor TFIID complex; SAGA complex; SLIK (SAGA-like) complex. Lineage: Eukaryota; Metazoa; Arthropoda; Insecta; Diptera; Tephritidae. Gene Ontology annotation, biological process: DNA-templated transcription initiation; RNA polymerase II preinitiation complex assembly. The transcript has 3 exons. The record is from RefSeq and is a predicted model, not a curated record. Bases 431 to 1006 code for a protein of 191 amino acids.